AUGUUGCACAAAAAUAGAGACCAGAAAUGUGCCUACAGGGAGUGCUUUCCGCAAGUAAAGCAUAUGUUCAUGAUGUUCUUCUACAGCUCAUUUAUUUGUAGAUUUUGGAUGACAACAAUUACAACUUCUGACAGGUUCUUGACAAUUCUUGAGAAUACAACAAGAGCGCCAAUAAAUUGUGCUCUCCCUGUGCUGCACCGUUAUUGGUAUAUUUAUUUACCGCUGGCGCUCGUACUUUCAAAGGAUUGUAUCUGCGUCAACGUCUACGUCAGUAAACCAAUCUGUAUGUGCUCGGUCUUUUAUGGAUUGUCGCUUACGAGGGACGCCUGCUUCUCGACUGGAUAGGUCUAGGCGGGUCGCUCUGCGCAACGUGACUUUCGUUGUUGUUGGUUCUUGUUUUGCAAGAACGCCGCUUUUACAUCGCCGGUAGGAGAUGUAGUUGUAGCUGGUUUGCAAAUAAACAGCAGAUCAUGGAGAAACAAGACAUCUCUCUGCUACUUCUGAGUAUCUGAAUACUUACAUCAGGCACGACAAAAACGAAGAUUUACUUGGUGUUGUUUGCAUCAAAAAUGCUAACGGCUUGCUAGCUUGCUAGCAGUUCCAUUUCAAGCGAGUCUACGAUGUUGCGUGCUAUGCAAAGAAGAACUCAGCUUCGAAGCAGGUUGUUGAACCACAGGCAUAGAUAGCAUUACACACGUAUGUUUUGUCAGGAGAUUUAGACCUCUCGGAAGCAAGCGCAAAAAUAAUGAACUUGUGUGCGCGCAAGCGCUGAAUCCCGGCUACUUUCACUGUCGGGAUCGGUGCGACUGCCACUGGUUGUAACGUAACCAUCAAGUGUGUAGUAGGUCGGUAUUCUCUGCCACAGACAAGUACUUAUAACGAGUUCACGUUUGUGAAAACUUCUUGUGCACAAGGGUAACUAAGGGAUACCGAUUAUAACCACACCAAGAUGCACCGCAACGAGAAAGCGUAUUCAUCGCUGAAUUUAAUACAAUAAGAUACGAAAGAACUAAAAUAAGCCGGGGUAGCUUCUUCCACCUCGUCUGUAGAGAACGGAGGAAAAAGUAUCGGAAUGGAUCUUGCGACAGUCGUAGCUGAGCCAUGUGAGGAGGGUCGUAAGCAACACGUGAAGAUCAUGCGGGCCGCCCUCUUCGCUCGCUCAGCUGGUCGCGAGCGAUUUUAUCGUCCGACCUAUGUAUUUCCCCCCCUGGGAAUAUAGGCCACAGCCGCGAGAGCAAACAAGAUACUAAUUGUAACGUAUAAAAGCUCUCGCUCCUCGUCCUACUUGUACCUCUUGUAGCCUUCGCAAUCAAUGGGCAGAAAACAAAGCGCCAGUGCGACAAAAGCCAGAAGAAUGAACGCCCAGCAUCACGAACUUCGAGUCCCCAUGUACAAUGUCAAUUUGAAAAUCCUAAACGCGCAGAUUCGAUAGGGGAAGGCUGUGGGCAUCUGAUAUUUGAGUUGGC
Molecule: messenger RNA, 1466 nt
Organism: Amoebophrya sp. A120
Lineage: Eukaryota; Dinophyceae; Syndiniales; Amoebophryaceae
Source: the annotation of a GenBank genome assembly